AUGGUCGACUCCAACGGCCGCAACGAAAAGCAGAAAAUGGCCAUUCCUCGGCUCCAGCCACGCCCCGGGUUGAAUACAAGAGACCAAGAAGAUCAGGCGUUUGUAAGCGGCUCUAUCGGAUCUGACCAAAGCCUUGACAACUUGUUUGAGGACUUGACUCGGAGUCACAGAUCGAGAGAAACUGGCUACGUGGGUCAAGCCUCCGAGGUCCAGUGGUUACUCAAUGUGCAACGCCAACUGCAAAACAUCAAAGCAGAGCCCUGUAUUCCAACAUACAUCAUACAAAACCCAGAUCGAGAUGCAAAAAGGACGCGGCCUGGAACUAUCGCUGAGCGUACAAGCAAUGCCCUGCAGGUCUCGUCACAGGGCACUUGGAAACACAUGACCGACACCUCAUUCUAUCUCGACAGCUCCGACAUAGCCUCAGACGUAUUCAUAGAUCCCUAUGAACUCCCGAAUGUGGAGACUGCAGAGCGACUUUUCGGCUACUACAUCAAUACAGUCCACUUAUCCUUUCCGCUUGUAAAUGCAAAAUUCGAGCACCAAUUCCGUGCAUAUAUUGAAUCUGUCAGAGAAAAACGCAACUUCAACAUGUCCAAUGCAUGGCGAGCUCAGCUGAACUUGAUCUUCGCGAUAGGCGCAAAGUGUUCUCAUCUUACGAGUGCAGAAUGGAGAGCAGACGAGAGUGAUCAUGGGUAUUAUAUGAUGAGAGCUGUGUAUCUCAUUAGAUUUGAGAGCUAUCUCAGAGUGUUUCCAUCCCCCAGUUUAGAGCUUGUGCAAGCGACUUACUCAAUGUCUUUUUACCUUCUAACAAUCGGCCAUGUGAACAGAGCUUGGGCGUAUAUCGGUGUCUCGCUACGUCACGCUAUUGCUCUCGGCCUGCACCUCCGCAACACAGCCACUGAAUCGGUUCACAUCGAGCAAGAUACGUUGACACACACAUGGUGGACUGCAUACUGCAUCGAGACUCUGAUAAACACUAUCAUGGGCAGGCCUCCAGCAAUUACUGACGAACACUGCACAGUGCCAUUACCUAAUCAUGAGUUUGAAAAGGAUGUGUCAAGCAAGAAGCCAUACCUCGUCUACCGUAUCGAUAUUGCUCGCCUCACAAGAAAGGUUCAGCGGUAUCUAUACUCGCCACAGACUGCUACUCAGUCUUGGGAAUUUGUACAAACGACAAUUUCAGACCUUUUCAAUGACCUCGACAAAUGGAGCACAGCAGCACUUUCCCCGAGCCCCGAAUCACAAUACAGCAGCCGUGCAACCGACUCCAACCGUGAGCAGUUCCUCUUAAGAAUAGAUUACUGGAGCACAAAGAUACUCAUUACACAGCCAUGUCUUCGCAGCUUGGGAUGGCGUGUCGAAAAUCAAAGUAGCACAUCUGCAGAUUUUGAUACAAAUAUGGCUGAUUCAUGCAUUACUGCUGCCUUGGAACUGGAAAAGAUGUUUCCUGUCCAGCUCAACACGAAGUUCGUGUACAAGGAUGGCCCGUGGUGGGCAAUUGUCCAUAUCAUAAUGCAAGCAAUCACAGUCCUGUUGCUGGAAAUGACCUACAACAUGCAAGGCAAAAGAGAACAAAGGUUUCCUGUGAUACCUUCACUACAGAGGUUGCUCGGCUGGUUAAAGGCCAUGCAAGACAGCGAUCCGGUAGCUUCUCGCGCGUACGAUGUCGUUCGGCAAACGCUGAAAUCCUGUUCUCCGCUUUUCCGGGUUCAGGUGGAUGAACUUCUCGCGUUCUCAGAUGCUGGUCACUCGUAACAAUUACUCACUAAGUAGCUGCUAAACGAACAGAAUCGAGUACAUCACCAGUUCAGA
This is a messenger RNA of Bipolaris maydis ATCC 48331, 1815 nucleotides long. RefSeq names its product fungal-specific transcription factor domain-containing protein. The record is from RefSeq and is a predicted model, not a curated record. NCBI's taxonomy places the organism in Eukaryota, Fungi, Ascomycota, Dothideomycetes, Pleosporales, Pleosporaceae. Gene Ontology annotation, molecular function: zinc ion binding; DNA binding. Gene Ontology annotation, biological process: DNA-templated transcription.